Molecule: messenger RNA, 1312 nt
Organism: Stomoxys calcitrans (stable fly)
Lineage: Eukaryota; Metazoa; Arthropoda; Insecta; Diptera; Muscidae
Gene: CARPB
Product: carbonic anhydrase-related protein 10
Exons: 9
Coding region: 1-1227 (408 amino acids)
Molecular function (GO): carbonate dehydratase activity; zinc ion binding
Source: RefSeq, a predicted model, not a curated record
AUGUUUAAGGAGGAAGGUCACCCCACACCAAAAUUCAUCAGUUACCAGCAUCUUAUGCUACAUCGCGUUCUUCGCGUUGUCAUGGAUUAUGAGCUCUAUGGAUCGACAAUAACACCAAACUAUGUGCAAGAAUAUAUGAGCAAUUAUGAUGAAUUGCAAGCAGCAUUCAGAAAUGAAAUGGAUAAUGAAGUAAAAUUAACUACAUCUACUGUAUGUGUUUGUCGGCGGGAAAUGACUAAACGAGAAAAGCAGGGUAAAUUAAAUGUCAGUUGUCUGGGCAAUGUAUUGAAGGUGGGCAAUGUUCUCCAUGCAGUUAGCUGGGAAGAAUGGUGGACUUAUGAUGGCAUAUCAGGUCCAGCCUUUUGGGGAUUAAUCAAUCCUGAAUGGUCUUUGUGCAACAAAGGACGAAGACAAUCUCCUGUAAAUUUAGAACCUCAACGCUUACUUUUUGAUCCUAAUUUAAGACCAUUACAUGUAGAUAAACAUAGGAUAAGUGGUUUAAUCACAAAUACCGGACACAGUGUCAUUUUCACAGCGGGUAAUGACACGGUCGCCAACUAUGACGGCAUGCAGACGCCCGUCAACAUAACAGGAGGUCCACUAUCCUACAGAUAUCGAUUUCAUGAAAUCCACAUACACUUUGGUCUCCAUGAUCAAUUUGGCUCGGAGCAUAGUGUAGAUGGUUACACGUUUCCUGCCGAGAUACAAAUAUUUGGUUAUAAUUCACAAUUAUACAACAAUUUUUCGGAUGCAUUAAAUCGAGCUCAGGGUAUUGUUGGAGUGUCCAUCCUGUUGCAGCUGGGCGAUUUAUCAAAUCCAGAAUUGAGAAUGCUGACAGACCAAUUGGAUCGAAUUCGUUACGGUGGUGAUGAGGCAUUUGUUAAACGUCUUUCGAUACGAGGCCUAUUGCCGGACACAGAUCAUUAUAUGACCUAUGAUGGGUCGACCACAGCACCUGCCUGUCAUGAAACUGUGACGUGGGUUGUCCAAAAUAAGCCCAUUUACAUAACAAAGCAACAGUUACACGCUUUACGACGCCUUAUGCAAGGCAGUCCGGAUCACCCGAAGGCUCCCUUGGGUAAUAAUUAUAGACCACCACAACCUUUAUUGCACCGACCCAUACGCACCAACAUUGAUUUCAAAACGACAAAAGCCAACGGAAAGGCAGCCUGUCCCACCAUGUACAGAGAAGUUUAUUAUAAAGCCACUAGUUGGAAACAACACUAAGAGAUAAAGCGUAGUCGCAUGUUUUUUUUAUAUAUCAACCCACAAGAAAGCAGCAAUCAAAGGAUACAAAUGGAGACGAUUCAAG